AUGGAAGAAAAGUUAAAUGAAAUGGAACAAGCUGGUAUCAUCAUUAGGACAUCAACGUCUUACAGUAGUCCAUUGACAUUCACUCUUAAAAAAGACGGCUUAAUUAGAGUUCUGCUUGAUGCCAGAAGCAUAAAUAAGAAAAUGGUUGCAGAAACAGAGAAACCACCUAUACAAUUAGAUGUUUUGAAUUCAUUUCACGGAGCGAAUUAUAUCACUACCAUUGACUUAAAUAAUGCAUAUUUUCAAAUUCCGAUAAAUAAAGAUGGUAGAAAAUAUACUGGAUUCACAUUCAAUGGAAAGUCAUAUGUAUAUAAUGUUUUGCCGCAAGGAUUAAAAACAUCAGUAGGAAGCUUUAGCAGAUCCAUAAAUUUAAUAUUAGGACCAGAAGUCCAAGAAUUUUGUGUGAACUAUUUAGAUGAUCUAGCCAUUAUUACAACAGGAACGUUAGAUAAACAUUUGGAGCACAAUGAUAUUAUUUUAAGUAAAUUGAACAAAGCUGGCUUAACGUGUAACUUGCAGAAAUGUGAAUUUAUUUGUAAAGAAAUUAAAAUGCUGGGUUUUAUAAUUUCAACAGAAGGCAUAAAGACAGAUCCCGAUAAGAUUCGAGCGAUCCAAGAGUUUCCAGCACCUAAAAAGAUUAAACAAUUAAGGGCCUUUUUAGGUCUAUGCAAUUUUUAUAGAAGGUUUAUACCAAAUUACAGCGAGAGCAUAAUACCGCUCUGUGAAUUACUUAAAAAGGGACGAAAGUUCCAAUGGAGCGGUAAAGAACAGAAGGCAUUUGAUUUUAUAAAACAACAAUUUAUGAAUACAAUACAAUUGCAUCAUCCAGACUUUACUAAGCCGUAUUUUGUAAAUAACAAACAGAUUGUUCCGGUGUGA
Molecule: messenger RNA, 879 nt
Organism: Parnassius mnemosyne (clouded apollo)
Lineage: Eukaryota; Metazoa; Arthropoda; Insecta; Lepidoptera; Papilionidae
Source: the annotation of a GenBank genome assembly